Dunckerocampus dactyliophorus (ringed pipefish) is the source of this 6005-nucleotide messenger RNA. It is a transcript of the gene galr1a, whose product is annotated as galanin receptor 1a. Bases 279 to 1319 code for a protein of 346 amino acids. Gene Ontology annotation, biological process: positive regulation of cytosolic calcium ion concentration; G protein-coupled receptor signaling pathway; negative regulation of adenylate cyclase activity. NCBI's taxonomy places the organism in Eukaryota, Metazoa, Chordata, Actinopteri, Syngnathiformes, Syngnathidae. The record is from RefSeq and is a predicted model, not a curated record. Gene Ontology annotation, molecular function: galanin receptor activity. The transcript has 3 exons. Gene Ontology annotation, cellular component: membrane.
GCGCGACUUUGGUGCGGAGACGCAUCAGGUGCGCGCACAUUGAGAUGGCUGGGUAAUGCUAGAUUGUUUAAGUGGAAGUAUUUCUAAUGUAAUAUAUGGGAAUACACACGGGAUUUCGGAAACGCUAAUCAAUCAUCACGACUCCUGCAUGUGUGCACGCUGGAGCGCCCAUGACGCAUUGGACAGCAUCCUUUAUCCGAACAGAAAUCUUAACCAUGGAGGAGUCGUGGCACCGAGCGCUUCACUAGAUUCGUCCAAAGCCAUCUCAGAAGUAAAUCAUGGAUCUAACAGAGUCUGUUUGGCUCCUGGAAGAGCCGUGGAACCACAGCCGAGCAGAGGAAGAUGGGAAACUUUUAUUCGGCAUAGGCGCGGAUAAUGUCAUUACGCUGCUGGUGUUUGGGCUCAUCUUCGUGCUCGGUGUGCUGGGGAACUCCAUCGUCAUCACCGUUUUGGCCAAGAGCAAGCCGGGAAAACCACGCAGUACCACCAACAUCUUCAUCCUCAACCUGAGCAUCGCGGACCUGUCCUACCUAAUCUUCUGCAUCCCUUUCCAGUCCACCAUCUACAUGAUGCCCACAUGGGUCCUGGGCGCCUUUAUUUGUAAAUUCAUUCACUAUUUCUUCACGGUGUCCAUGCUGGUCAGCAUCUUCACCCUCUCUGCCAUGUCAGUGGACAGAUACGUGGCCAUCGUCCACUCCAGGAAGUCAUCCACCAUCAGGGUAGCUAAGCACGCCUUCAUUGGCGUGGUUAUCAUCUGGAUUCUCUCUCUAACCAUGGCAGCACCAAUUAUGUAUUACCAGAACAUCUUUCAUGGAGGAGAAAAUCUGACAUUUUGCUGGGAAGUGUGGCCGGACCAAAACCAGAAGAAAGUCUAUGUGGUUUGCACCUUUGUUUUUGGUUAUGUGUUGCCACUGCUGCUCAUCUCCUUCUGCUAUUCAAAGGUUUUAAAUCAUUUGCACAAAAAGCUAAGAAAUAUGUCCAAAAAGUCUGAGGCUUCCAAGAAAAAGACUGCUCAGACCGUGCUGGUGGUUGUGGUGGUGUUCUGUCUGUCGUGGCUCCCUCAUCAUGUGGUUCACCUCUGGGCAGAGUUCGGCACCUUUCCACUGAACCAGGCCUCCUUCGUGUUACGGGUGGUCGCCCACUGCCUGGCUUACAGCAACUCGUCCGUCAACCCGGUGAUCUACGCCUUCCUGUCGGAGAACUUCAGGAAGGCUUACAAGCAAGUGUUCAAAUGCCAGAUUAGUACGGAAGACCCGCCGCUCAAUGACAUCAAGGAGAUGCGGAGUCUCCCACCCUCGACGAACUGCACCAAUGUUUGACUGUCGAGGUGGGGAUGGUGAUGUAGUCAAUGUCCCAAAACAAAACAUUUAAACAGUGACACAUACUUUUUCACAAAAGUGAGUACAUCCCUCACAUUUCUGCAACCGUGUUAAUAGUAUAUCCUAAGUGACAAUACUGUAAACUUGAAUAUACUUCAGAGUAGUCAGUGUACAGCUUGUAUAUGAGUAUAGAUUUACUAUCCACUCAAAAUGACUCCCUUAAGAAGCUAUCAUUUGACGGGUACACUCACUUUUGUGAGAUACCGUAUAGCGGGAGCACAGAAUUGUAGAUAUUCCUUGGACGUUGUCACAAAUUUUCCACAUAAGCGCUGUACAGUGUGUUUAAACGUGCACAAGAAGCUGUGUGUGCGCGUCUUGCUGCCUUUUGUCGUCAGGAAGUGAAAAACAUUCUCUUUUGGGUUAAUACAAGGCCAAUAACUUAGUAAUUGAAGAAUAACAUAUCUACAGUAUAUAUAUAAAAUACAGUAGUUACUGAGGAACUAAUGACUAAGGCACAUACAUUUAGACUACUUACUGAGGAACUAAUGAGUAGUGGUUAGGGUUAGUGAGGUAGGUUCGUUCCUCAUUAACUACUGUAAUUUUGUGUACCUUUUAUGGUAAAGUGUUUACCCACCUUUUUUUGCAUAUGCAUGUUUGCCCUAUUAAGACCAUUUUAUGCAUGUAUCGCCAAUUUUCAUUUCAUUUGGGUGGUCAGCCAAUCAGUAGCGCCACUGAUGUUUUAUAGGUCAUUUAUAUAUUAAAAAAAAAAAGUGAAUGCCAACAAUUUUCGGAUACCUUUCCAUUCAAUUUCUGGUGAAAUGGUGCAAUUCAGUUAAUAACGGAAACUAUUUUUUUUCUGUACAGAAUAACAGAAAUGUCACUAAUCGUCCCAGUGACAAACAGCGGCCCAAACCAUGGACAUUUUCAAAUCAAACUUCUCAAAUAUCUUGUAUUUAAAGGGACUGUUUGGAUUCUGCGGCUUCCGAGACACGCACUUCGUGGCGCUGAAGCAAGCGAAUGGCACAGUCGCCACCCAUCCGUUGAGAAUCACUGGUUAGUGGCUGACCUGCCUGACUUGGUUCAGUCCCCACUCAGUGACAGUGUGAUUGUGAGUAUAAAUGAUUGUUAGUCUCUGUAUGUUUUGCCCAAAGUCAGCUAGGAUAGGUUCAAAUUCCGUGCGAGCCUGAACAGCAUAAGCAGUACGGAUGCUAGAUGGCUGAAUAAAAGUGAAAUAAGCCACUCUUGCAUGGCUCGUACCAGGGCUGUCCAAACAUGUACCACCGAGGGCCACGUACAAAAAAAUGUAAGGAUGCAAGGGCCACUUUAAUAUUUUCUAAAGCUAAAGUUAUUUAUAUUUCAAGAAAAAACUGCAUCUCAGCUUUGUGAUAUAGGUGAAAAAGCUCAUUAUUAGUCUGUUAUGUUUGCUUUUUUUCCAUUUUUUCUGUUGUUUUUUUCAAAUUUUCCAGAUACAAUCUUCAGAAAUUUUCUUUUACUUUAUCCCCAUAAUAUUUUGACUUAAUUCCCAUAAUAUUAUAACUUUUCCCAACCUAAUUUCCUAAAAAUUACAGCUUCAUUUUGUUUGCUUCUCAUAAUGUCACGACUGUUAAAAAAAUAAUAAAAUAUUUCAAGUCUAUGCUACUAAAAUGGCAUUAGGUUUCCUCGUAAUAUGAGUUUAUUCUUGUAAAAUUGCGACUUUUUUCCCCGCUUUAGAAUACGACUUUAUUCCUGUAAAACUACAGCAGUUUAACAUUUCUGCUGUUUUUUAUUUUCCCACUAUUUCAACUUUCUUCUUAAGAACUGCGGGCUCCACAAGGCCCCCGGUCCACACUUUGGACAUCCUUGGCUCAAACUGUCACCAUUGUGAUGGCUGUUAAGUGUGUUGUGACCCCAAAAGCAGACACUGGAGUCGUGAAUGUUAAAGUCCAAAAACAGCUAAUUGCUUGAAGCGUGGGGAGCAGAAUGGCAAAUAAGGUGACGGUAACAAAGUACCAAAUAAAACAAAGCAGAAACAAUGGGCAGGGCUGUGGAAAAGGCAGUAAAUUGUCCACAUAGGGAAAAAUACCGUAAGGAAACAAUUGCAAGUGGAGCAAGAGGCGGUGUACUUGUAAAAAAGGGUGAAAAAAGCACUAAGCAAACAAAACGAGUAACAAUAACCACAGGAUGGAUGCUAGAAAAGGCGCAAGGUGACGAGGAAAAGUUUGGCACGGAAUACAAAACUCAGAGGAGUGCAGGUGAAGCAUGAGGAAAAAUCUGGAGUCUUCCUUGCCUGGACAUGGGGUUCAUGAAUGACGUUGAUUGCCGAUUUGCGUGCACCUGCCUCGUAGCGCCACUCUCGUCAUGAAUCCAAACUACCCGAAAAAGAAAACAAGAAAAACGCCAGACAGCUGUACAAUUUAUAUCUUAAUUAACAUUCUUAACUACCACACACACAACUUAUAGCUGUAAAUAGUUGUAUAAAUGAACACUAAAGAAAAAUACUAACCCAUGCUUGGAGGAGUCAAGGCGAGUAUAUGUCAACAAUCACACUUUUUAACAUCCAGUUCCACUGGGGGGGAGAACCCACAAAAAAGAUGCAUGAAGUUGUCUCAAAUCCACUUUAGAAACACGAAGGCUCAAUUGUUUUGUGUGCUGAGACAGGGUUGAUACGGUCUACUGGCAUUGUAUAGGUAUUGCUGGAAAGAAAAAAAAAAUUCAAACAAGACUUAAAAAAAAAAGCUCAUCACAUGUAAACAUAUGUGCAGUGAGGACCAUGGCUGGUGAGGCACCGACUUGUCUUGAAUUUUUUUUUUUUGUAAUGUGAAUACACGUUGCUCAUUGAGAGGAUAACAAGAAAAAGAAGAUAAUUUACUUAAAUGGUGAAGUCCUAAGUGCAUCAUGUAGAAAGUGUGUAUGUGUGUUGAGUAAGGGUCUAUUGUAAAUACAGCGUUCCCUCGUUUAUUGCGGGGGAUAGGUUCCCAAAAUAGCCCACAUAAAAUAAAGUAGCCAACUUUUACAAUCAUUCCGUUUUAAGGCUGUAAAACUCCUCACUAUCCGCUUUAUACACUUUUCUCAAGCAUUUUCUCCGUUUUAAACACUUCGUUUGAAUGAAAAUUAUCAAUCUACGAGGUUGGACACAAUAAAUUAUGAAGCGACUCACGCGUAUUCGAUCCUCUGACCGCGCUUCGUCCUGGCAUUGUUCGCUUGUAGCACUUUUGUGGCCUUGUUGAAACAUACCGCUCCAGCAGUCGUCGUCCUCCUCGUCCUACUCCUUGAACCGAAGACUCAUUUAGCCGGUUAGCUGCUACUUCUAUUGUUUAUUGCCGGUUAGCAAGCAGCUCACACAGUUAGCUUGCUUGAUGGAGAUUGACAAUACAAAUCAGGACGCAGAACACAACGUGGACGUUGUCCCUUAGCCAAUAAGGACUGUUGUGGCUCUAUAUUCAGCCGGGUAUUGUCUACUGAGGGUGACGAAUAUGCUCAUACCGGCAUGUAAACGCACUGAGACAGGUGGCGCUGCACACAUCUUAAACAUGAGUGUACAACACCCUCUACCGGUAGCAGUAGUAAAUACAAUAACAGACACAUACAACAGAGCACCGAUAGAUCGCUCUAAUACACCAGAAGGACAGAGAAUGCAAUGCGCGUUCAUAAGCUGUUAAAAAAACGCUAAAUUCCACUUUUAAAAAAAUCUUCAAAACAGCGAAAGGCGAACCGCGACAUAGCCAGGGAACACUGUACAGUAUUAAGGACACUGACUCACAUUAGUGGUGCCAUUUUUCCGUUUAGCCAGGCUUUUGAACUUGUAAAGCAACUUAAGUGUUCUGGUCCCUGGUAGUGAUUUUCAAACCACGGCAAAAAAAUAAUUAUGAUAAGAAAUGAUAAUAAAAAUGAAAUACAAUAUAAAAAAAAAAAAUCCAAAAAGAAAAAAAAAAUCAACAUUUUUAAAAAUAAUCAUAAUCUGUGGAAUAUAUGUGAAGAAAUGAUUGUGGUCUGUGCUCACACAAAAUAAAAGGUGCUGUUUUCGAUUACAUGUUUUUGUUUGUUGCCAUAUAAUUCGCUUACGAUGGAGAUGUACAUAUUCAAGUUCAUGUAUCUGCAGUUUAAUUGGCUGGUGGUCAGUCCAGUGUGUACCUCGCCUACCGCCCGAGUUCAGCUGGGAUCGGCUCCAGCUCACCCGUGAUUCAACAGACUAAGUGGUAGUAUUAGCAUGAAUGGCCAAUAAAACUGUAAACUGUUGUUGUAGCAGCUCUCUUUGUCUGUGAUUUGAAUUGCCUGGACAGUGGUGACAAUCUGAAGGUGUUGUUGAAAAGACAGUGUAACUAGGAUGCAUCGUGUCUUUAUGCUGUGCUUGUAUUAAAUUCUGUGGCAUUUCUGGAAAUAAAUAUUUUUAUUCCAUAUUUAAUCCUUGCUUUUCAUGUCAUGGACAUUCCUUUGUGUUUACUUAGAAUUUCAAAUGAAUAUCAGAGGCUCAGUUUCCAUAAAAGGAGCUUUGUCUUCAUUUUCAAGCCGAUGAUUUAGACUUGCUUUGCUGUUACAGAGAGUUGUGACCCCAAACAAUGAAAAUACCAGUAGUGGUUCCCACCAGCUGGGUUCCCCCCAACAGUUUGUUUUUGUUGAUACACCAAUGGGGAGCAUUUGCUAUCCAAGACACUAUCCCAGGAAAUGAAAUGUUCUACAAAGCAUAUUUGGCUGAAUUACAUGAACAAU